This is a messenger RNA of Diospyros lotus (date-plum), 1320 nucleotides long. Its product is annotated as DNA replication complex GINS protein PSF2. The transcript has 8 exons. NCBI's taxonomy places the organism in Eukaryota, Viridiplantae, Streptophyta, Magnoliopsida, Ericales, Ebenaceae. The coding region runs from base 371 to 1003 and encodes 210 amino acids. Gene Ontology annotation, cellular component: GINS complex; nucleus. The record is from RefSeq and is a predicted model, not a curated record. Gene Ontology annotation, biological process: double-strand break repair via break-induced replication; DNA replication.
CAUCUGUUUUCACUUUUCAAUUCAAUUUUGUGAAGUGGAUGAAUUGAGGCCGCGGGGGACGGGGGGUGUAAAUGGUAAUUAAAAUGUAAAAGGUAGCCAGAUAACGUAAUUUCCAGAACACGAGGGUUGAGAUUUGUUGAUCCGAAAACCACAUGGUCAUGGCUCAUGUCAUGGGGAAUACAGGUGCAAUUUUCCCAUAUUUGACAGCUUUCCUUCAAAACCCUGAUUUUCAGUUCUUCCCGCCAUCUUUGAUCCAAGACUAGGGUUGCCCUAUCCACCAAGCAUCCGGUCAUUUUGUGUUUCCAAUUUGAUUGAGAAUCUCUUGUGAGAAACUCUACGUACGCAGAUCCACUCGAAUUCUCUCUUAGAUAUGGCGGCCCUGUCCGAUCCUCAUGGCUUUGAAUUUUCGGCUGCCGAGCUGGAGUUUCUGGCCGAAGACGAAACUAUCGAAAUUGUCCCAAACAUGAGAAUGGAACCUCUCAAUUUGAUAUGUGGAGAUUUUGGCCCUUUCCAUCCACAAAUUGCGUCUCAAGUACCUCUAUGGCUUGCAGUUGCUUUGAAGAAGAGGGGGAAAUGCACAAUUCGACCUCCCGAGUGGAUGUCAGUUGAAAAGUUGACACAGGUUCUGGAAGCAGAGCGUGACUCUCAGAAGUCCUUUCAACCACUGCCAUUUCAUUAUGUAGAAAUCUCAAGGCUUCUGUUUGACCAUGCUCGUGAGGACAUCCCUGACUUCUAUAUGGUAAGGUCUCUCAUCGAGGAUAUUAAGGAUGUAAGGUUUCACAAAAUUGGCACUGGCUUAGAGGUAAUCUCCCAGAGGACGGCUGCUUUAAAGCUUGAACAUCUAACAGCAAUGGAAGUAAAUGUAGUACGACCAUUCGUGGUGAGGGCUCUACAGACAUUUUAUAAGCUUGACAGUCCAGAGAUGAUACAAGAAUCGGACUCAAGGGCUAAUAGACGGUUCCCAACAGCCAAUCAUGGGCCGAAACGGCAAUUAAAGAGGUAGAUGAAUCAUGAUAUCAAAUGAUGAAAGGAAAUCAUCUUUCACCAGCUUUGCAUUUAUGGCAGAGGUCAUUAUUCAGCAAAAAAGUUGACGUACCACUAAUCUUUGGACCCAUUUCCAGAAGAAUCUUCAACUUGGUACUAUGAGAUUUACCAUCGCUUCCAAGUUGAAUCAUCAGUAGUAGUUUGCUUAGUUUUCUUAUGUAAACAAGUGUAUAAGAUUGUAGUAAGAAAAACAUGGUUGGCUUCGAAAUAGUUUUAUAUAUCAAUAAACAAUGAAGGUAAAGCUAAAUGUUUGGCGUUACCUUGUUUUCUUAUUUA